This is a messenger RNA of Paramecium pentaurelia, 1793 nucleotides long. NCBI's taxonomy places the organism in Eukaryota, Ciliophora, Oligohymenophorea, Peniculida, Parameciidae. The record is from the annotation of a GenBank genome assembly.
AUGAUGAAAGGAAGUUAGUAAAAUGUUCUACUGAAAGAGUUGAAAGAAAUACCUAUAUAUUCAGAUAAUUGGUUUUGGAAACUUAGAAUGAGAAAUUAAGCCUUGCUUCAAUUUUCUAUUAUUUUUAUCGUGAUGCUUGGAGUAGUUUUAGGAAUUUAUUCAGUCAACAUGGCGAUAAUUGUUCCUCUUUUAGAAUAAUCAUCUUUUGAUAUAUAUAAUAAUAAUGCAAAACAUACAUUAUAAAGUCAUUUGAGAAGCUAUGAUGGUAUCCUUGAUGGGAUAUUUAAUAUAAGUAAUAAUUUAAAAAUAGUUUAGAUAUCCACUAAUUACAAAUACUUCAUUAAAUUUAUUCAUAAUCUUAUAGGAACCUUGAAAAAUAAGAUAAAAUUACUUUAGAUUAUAGAGCUCAUAUGAAUUAUGCAGGUACAAAUUAAAUGCCUUAAAUACUGGUAAAUUAACCACCUGGUUCAUUAUAAAAAACGCAUUCAUUUAUGUGCUAUACAAAUAAAACUAACAUAACUUAUCCAAUGAACAAGGUUACCUUAAUAAAUUUAAAGAUUUAAGAAAUUAUGUAUCCUAUAGGUCAUAUAUUGGAUGCUAAUAAAUUAAAUAUCAAAUCCUUAUUUUAUGUAGGAACUUUGGAGGAACCUUAAGUUUAUUUUUCAUAUCCUUGCACUAAUUUUAAAAAUGCUAUAUAUGGAUUAAAUAUUCCAAAGAGACCUUGGUUUUUAAAAGGUGUCAGUGUGUAUAAUCAAUCAAAUUUUCGUGAUUAUGAUUAUUAAUUUACCGAUCCCUUUCUUUGUAACUUUUAAUUAGUUAUAAUUAUAGAAUUUACCAAAGACAAAAUUGAAGUUACAUUAGUCAUGCCCUUGCUUGAUUAAAAUCUUAAUUUAAAGGGAGUGAUGGCAUCAGAUUUGGGGACAGAUUUAAAUAAAUUUGUAGUUAAAACUGAUCAGAAUGUACAUAUGGUUCUAUUGGCAAAUACUAAGGGUUUACUUAUAUAUCACAGUUACAAUGUUAGUUUAUCAUUACUUCCAAUAUAUAUCUUCAAUACCUCACUUACAGGAUUUACAUUAGAUGAUUGGACUUCAAUAAAAGAUACAAAAUAAAGCAAUUGUUCUUCAUAUCCAAAGAACUCUAGUUUGCUUUGUCGUUACAAUAGUGUAUAUGAUAAGGAUUUAGUGAUUACAAUUCAUGAAAUCAAGAAAUUUAAUUAUCUCUUUAUGAUGUAAGUAAUUUAUCAUCAAUUAAGAUUCCAUGAUACAACAGAUUAUACUAAUUAUUAACUUAAAUUGACAUAAUAGAUGUUGAAUAAACUUUAAUCAGAAGCAAUUCAAUUUCUAGAAAUCGCCCUUGGUAUUUUUUUGGCAGCCAUGUUAAUAGCCAUUUGCAUUCUCAUCUUAAUCUUUUAUCCCAUCUAAAAUAUUAUAGAUAAUUGUCAUUAUAUUAUGGGAAUCAAAAAUAAAUAAAAUGUGCACAAAAAGAUUUUGUUAACAAAAUUCUUUAUGCCUUUUUUGAAUCCUUAAUUAUAAUUAUUGUUUCUAGCUUAUACAAAUUUAGUUAAAAGGUUUUUAUCUUUAUCACAUACAAAAGGGAAUCUGUGCAAAACAUUGGAAGCAUUAUAAUAUCCAAAAAAGAUCAAAUAAAGAGCUCACCUUUAAUUAAAUCGAUAUUUGAAGAAAAGUAUGAACUUAAUAGAAUAAAACAAAAUGGUUCUAUAAGUUUCAACCAACAUUCCCUCUUAAUUGAUGGGAAGAUUCUUUGAUAAUAUAAAAAAGAAAUUUUACUAAUGA